AUGGACGGCCGGAUCCAACCCCUCAACCUGUCCCCGCAUGGCUCCUCACCCAUGGCUUCUCUCUCCAUGCCUCACUCCCUUCUGCGACCACCGCUCUACCUCCGGGCCUGCAACCCUGCUUUGGAAAGAGGCUAUCCGCGAACUCCGAAGUGCGCGCGCUGCAGGAACCACGGCGUCGUCUCGGCCCUCAAAGGUCACAAGCGAUUUUGCCGCUGGAGAGACUGCGUUUGCGCCAAAUGCACGCUGAUUGCGGAGAGGCAGAGGGUGAUGGCAGCGCAGGUGGCACUCCGGAGGCAGCAGGCCCAGGAGGAGAACGAGGCCCGCGAGCUGAGGUUGAUGUACCCGGCGGGAGCGGGGAUGGUCGGGGACGGCGGGGUACCCCAGGGCUCAGCUGUGGCCACGUCUACUACCGCGCCAGCUGCUCACACUCCCCCUGGAUUUGAAGUUUUUGCCGCUGGAAAUCUAAAAGAUGAUGCCAAGAUGAACAAGUACCCCCUUUAUAGUGGAUUCAUGGGCCACCAUCUGUUUGCCCCUCACUCCUCUCAACUCCCAUCUCCCCAUGAGAAAGACCUGUCACCAAACGGAGACCACUCACUCAGCGACGGCAGCCCCAGUCCACCCCCGCGCUUCGACCAGCGCUCCGAGCACUCAGACAGUCCACAGCGGUCGUCAUCUUCAGACCAAGAGUCAGGGAACGAAUCGGACAGACCAACUGCGGAACGGGACCCCACCGACAUCAUGGCCAAGAUCUUCCCUCAUCAGAAACGGGACACGCUGGAGUCAACAGUGCGGACUUGCAAGGGAGACAUUGCCAAAUCGAUAGAACUCAUACUGAACGCGAAAGAGAACAAAAUCAAUCAGGAUCCAGGCCCAACGAGGCCUCCUGUGGGACUGCCCGGAGCUCUCACUGCUGUGGGCAAUAAAUCGGCCUUCUCCGCAGUACACAUGCCCCCCGCGGCUUCAGGGGGGGGCGGCUUGUAUGGCUUGGGACCCCGUCUCAGCAUGGGCCCCCUCAGGCUCGCUUACUCCAGUGCUAAUGGGGCAGGUGUGGCAGGAUUCAUGUCUCCCUACGUGACGUCUGGACUCAUGCCGGUGUUCCCCCUGCGUCCUCCGCUGGACUCGUACCCGUUCCCAAACAUGAUCCGAGACCUGACCUAUCUCCAGAGCAAAGAGUCACUCUGCAACGCUGGAAGUCUCCGCAGUCCGCUUUUAAAUGUCCGAGCCAAAUCUAAAGUCAUGAAUGGAAACCGGCGCUGUUUUAUUUAUGACAUGCAGUUCCACGCAGUUGUCUUGGCCGUGUUCUGGUCUCACUUGGUGGACUCACGGAAAAUAAGAGGAAUUUCGUCUUCGUAUAAACGGUUUUAUCGAGAGAAGAAGUCUUUUCUCUGCAUCGACGGGUCUAAAAUGAUCCCAUUUGAGCAGGUGAACGAUGACUACUGUGACUGUCAGGAUGGAUCUGAUGAACCAGGCACCUCCGCUUGUCCUCGAGGCCGCUUCUACUGCACUAACCUGGGUUUCCGCCCACACUACAUCCCUUCAUCACGAGUUAACGACGGCAUCUGCGAUUGCUGUGACGCCUCAGACGAAUACAACAGUCCCACUCGAUGCCAGAACUCAUGCUGGAAUCUAGGGCAGAGGGAGCGGGCGUUUGUGGAGGGCCAGAUGAGGGCUUUGGACGAGGGGCUGAGACUCAAGCAGCAGCUCAUCGAGGAAGGAGUGCUGCUUUGGAGAGAGAAGCAGGCUCAGCUCCGUGAGCUGCAGCAGGUAGCAGAAGGUCUGCAGAUGAAAGUAGAGGAACACAGAAAAAAGAUGCACGAGGCUGAGCGAACACUGAAGGCUCUGCAGUCCAGUGACGGCGGUGACGGCGGUGACGGCGGUCAUGCAAGAUACAACAGCUCUGCAGUGGGUGUCUUCAACCAUUUGGACAGCAACAAGGAUGGCAGCCUAUCUGUUGAAGAAAUCCAGUCCAAAGUGACAUUCAUUCAAGAUGAGACGAGAGUUCUUACAGAAGACGAGGCUGUGGUAAGUGUCUUUUGA
Molecule: messenger RNA, 2037 nt
Organism: Knipowitschia caucasica
Lineage: Eukaryota; Metazoa; Chordata; Actinopteri; Gobiiformes; Gobiidae
Source: the annotation of a GenBank genome assembly